This is a messenger RNA of Rhineura floridana, 9915 nucleotides long. RefSeq names its product senataxin (gene SETX). The transcript is spliced from 25 exons. Lineage: Eukaryota; Metazoa; Chordata; Lepidosauria; Squamata; Rhineuridae. The coding region runs from base 547 to 8499 and encodes 2650 amino acids. Gene Ontology annotation, cellular component: nuclear body. Gene Ontology annotation, biological process: termination of RNA polymerase II transcription. The record is from RefSeq and is a predicted model, not a curated record. Gene Ontology annotation, molecular function: helicase activity; transcription termination site sequence-specific DNA binding.
GGGUCUUCUUUCACAGAAGCAAUGCAAGAGUCUUGCAGCGAGGACACACUAGCAUAAUUUCAUACACACCCGUAGAAGACUGGACACUGGUGGAGCUUGGCUUUAAGCUCAGUCGUUGAGCAGAACAGGUGCUCUCACCGCUGUGUUGCAGCCCUGGCCACACUGGUUGGGGCUGAUGGGAUUUGGAGUCCCAACAACAUCCGGACGGCUCCAUUUCUUCACCCUUGCCUUAGUAUUAAGCCUGUAUUUAUUGUGGUGAGAUUUCCUUCCCUGGAGCAGAUGAGCCUUUUCCACAGGAAAUGGUGGUAGUCUUGUGCAAGAUUGUCUUCAACUCUCUGUUUUCGCACUUCUGCUAUACUUGUUCUCUCUCCAAGACCUAAAAACUGAUAUUCCCUCUGGGAGGCUUCUGCAUCCAUAAGGAGAUGGAAUGCUAUUAAGCAUCUGAUUUCUUGAACUGUGGGGGAGACUGAAGAGGAAAGUACGCUGCAAACAUUGUCUGCAGUGUAGAAGGUGAACCCUGAAGGUGCUUUCAGGACAGCUUAGAGAAUGAGUACGUGUUGUUGGUGCACCCCUGGUGGUUCAGUUGCCAUCUUGUUAAAAAGCUAUGCCUCCCGUAUGUUGCCCGAAAAGGAAUCUGAUGCAGCCAGUGAUGACCUCUGCUGUUGCCUGGAGUGUGUGGAUGUGUACCAUAAAGCAAGGGAUGAGUUGCCAUUGUUCCAUGAGAUUCUGUGGGAGGUUGAAACUACUCGACUUAUUAAACACUUUGAAAAACGGAUGAAGGAGGCAGAUGACCUUUACAUCGUGGAAGAAGACAGUGAAACGCCACUGUCCUGUUACACGGGUCCUGACUUCGAGAAGCACCUCAGGGUGCCAUUGCUGGAAGUACUGAAGUACCCCUAUCUGCUGCUUCAUGAACGUCUCAGUGAGCUGUGUAUCGAGGCUCUUUGCAAGAUGGAGCAAACCAACUACUCCUAUCAGGUAGUUGACAAACAUCCGGGGAUCUACCUGCUCAUGGUACACCCUAAUGAAGUGAUCCGUCGGUGGGCCAUCCAGGCGGCCAGGAGCCUAGGGAAGGUGGACAGAGAUGACUACUAUGACAUCCAGGAGGUGCUGACUUGCUUGUUCAAAGUCAUAGAGCUGGGCCUCAUUGAGAAUCCUGAAAUUUAUAACUCAUCAGUGGUUGAGAAGGGGAAGCUCAUCCUGUUGCCAUCCCACCUGUACGAUUCCACCAAUUACAAAAACUACUGGCUUGGUAUCUGCAUGUUGUUAAUGGUGCUGGAAGAACAAGCUAUGGAUUCGUUGCUGCUCGGUCCAGACAAGCAGAAUGACUUCAUGCAAUCCAUAAUGAACACCAUGAAGAGUAAAAAAGAUGAUGAAAGUAACAAUCCUUUCUGGCCUGCACUCCACUGUUUCAUGGUGAUCUUGGAUAAGCUUGGGUCCAAAGUGUGGGGUCAGCUCAUUGAUCCAAUCGAGGCAUUUCAAACUAUUAUCAACAAUGAAAGUUACAAGAAAGAAUUAGAGAGUGUUCGCCAAAGUUGCAGGAGGACUAAAUCUGAACCUCUGUCAGACUACGGAGAUGAAACUAUUACCUGCAGCCAACUGGUGUAUAACUACCACAUAGAAAAGCCCCACAAGGGUGCUGGGCGAAGGUCUGCCAUUUGUCCCGAUUACUGCCCCAACUUGUAUGAAGAUAUGCAGACACUGACUGACAUGUUCCAGUUUGACAUUGGCCGAGACAUGCGGUUGCACAACAGCACAUUUCUGUGGUUCAUCCCUUUUGUCCACUCUCUUAUGGACCUCAAGGACUUGGGAGUUUUUUAUAGCUUAGAGGUCAUCCGCCACCUGUGCUCGGAAAUCAAAGAGGUCCUCAACGACUCUGUUCAGUUUUGUGACAAAGUGUCCGAAUUCUUCAUCUGGAUCCUGGUGACUGUGUUGGAGCUCCACCUUAAGAAAAAUUGCCUGCGUUCUUUGUGGGUCAGCUCAGAGAAGUGGGUGGGGGCGGUGGUGAAUUGCGCCAAGCUCCCAAGUGCAGUGUUCGCGCAUGGUGCCGAGAGGGGGAAAGCCAGGAACUACUUAAAAAGCACAGCAGCGGCAUCAUCUCGGGAGCACGAGUCGAUACAGUCUGCCUGCAUGAGGCUGAUACGUAACAUCCUGAAGGAGGGCUGCCAGGUAGGGCAGGCACUUGUUUGUAAGCCGUACCUCGACAAACUGAACUUGCAUCGGCGCAGCCACACGCACUGGGAGCUGAGUCCCCAGGAGGCGCAGGAACUGAAGGCGUCCCUGAAGCAGAUUGUACGAAGCAUGUGGAGCAAAUCGUUUAAUCCUUCCUCCCACGUGGAAAGCCCUGCUGCUGUUUGUAUAACUCCGCCCCCUCUGUCGAUAAAGCAAGAAAGGCAGGAAGACAGGUGUCCAGUGAAUACCCACGAUGAGCAUCCACCCUACUUGUCACUGGCAGGGAAGGAUGAAGCCUAUCAAGAAGGCCCAUCAUCCAGAAGAAGCUGUGGUUUGGGUGAGGAGCGUUGGGAGGACUCUUCUAAAGACCCAAGUCUUCAAAGAACCUCUGGGUGCUAUUUGACCAGCAUUAAACAAGAACUCAAAGAGAGUUCAGUACAGGAAGGCAGUAAUUUGAGCUUCUUGUUAGCAAACAGACACAUGGAUGCCCAGAAAAAAGCAAGCUGUUGCCAAGUGCUGGGGGACCAGAAGAAAUGGGAUUCCACCAACAAAAGCUGUCCUGACCCAGGUUUCCAGAACCGAGAGACCAACUAUGUCAGUGAGAAGGAGGAGAGGCCCACAGAGUCCAGAUUUCUGGCUGACAAGAGCAUUGAUGACAGGAAAGGCAGCCAUACAAGCAAAAUCACAUCUCAGAAACCUGACUUGACCCUGAAAUUAAAACAGCUCGUUGAAAACAGGAGGAGGAGAAGUAUCCUGUUGGAGAUGGGAGCAGACAAACAGCAGUCAGUCAAAGACCGAAGCAAGAGCCAGGAAGGGCAAAAGAGUGAAAUCAUUGCCAGCAGAAACACGCCAGUUGUGUCACUCUGCAAAUCCGAGGCCAGCUCAAGCGAUGCUUUUGUUAGCAAGUUACUCUUCACAGAAAAGGAAUCCAAGGACAGGCUGGCAGAAUUUAGGAAAGGAGAGCAAGACUCAGAAGGAAGUAGCACGGACGACGAGAUGGCCAACGUACCGUUUGAGAAGAUCAGGCAGGAGCUGGUGAAAAAGAAAGCAGCAGAAGUUGCUGCUGCUGCUGCAGCCAGCCCAGAGACAGAUUCUCAGAUUGACCGAGACCUCAGUAAAUUGUCCAUGGCUGCUUACGCCAAAGGAACCAGUUUUCCCGUUGACUCGAGCCAAGAAGAUGGCAUGCAUUUCCAGAACCGCAUAAAAAGGAAAGUUAAAGGCACUGCUCGAUCUUGGUCUGCCAACGAGGGCAACGAGUGGUCAUCUGAUACAGACAGUCUCUCAAACCAAGUCAUUAUUAUAUCUGACACUUCUUCAGAUGAGGAUGAAAACAAAGUCAACGGGGGAGAAAGGAGAAAAGGGGAAGUGGUGGCAUGCCUUGAGAAGCGGUCCAGUGCCCAGGGGCAAGAACCACUGACUAUCUCAAACCCCACACUGCUGUAUGAGGAAUGCGAGUCCCAGUUGUUUGAGUUUGAAACUGAAGAGGAGAUUCACUCUGAAUGGCAAGAUAGCCAAAUGGAGGAGAAGGCAAUGCAGCGAAGAGGCCUUUCAACAAAGACGAGCAACUGCCCUACAGCACAUGACUUAGAGCUUGUGAAGCAAAUAAAUGACUGGGGUUACGAUACAGACUAUCUGGGGAAUGAUAUCACUGAAAAAGCAGCAGAGGAUCUUGAGCACCAGGUAAAAGAUAGUAAAACUAAAGCAAAGCCUGAUGCAUUGGCUCGCAAAGAGUGGGUUGGCGAGGGAAACCCCAUGGUUUGCUCAGAUGUCACAGAGGCACGUGCUUACGGUGGAGAACGUGCCACACGCAUAGAUCCAGUUCUGCCCUGCGUGCCAGCAUCUGCUCGUCAUUCAGGGUCAACAUCUGUUGUCAAAGAGUCCACUGCUAGGCCAAGAAAUUGCUCAGCGAAAUCUCAGCAGAUUAAAACUGCUAAGGAAAGUCCCAAGAAAGGAAGUGUUAAGCCAUACGAGCACAAUAAAAAAUCACUGCAAGCAAAACCGGCCAGAUCAACUCCUGCUGUGGUCCCGCCAAACAAAGUCCACCGUUUUCCUGCCCCGACAUCGGUGACGGAACAACUUAGCCUGAAGAAGAAAGUUCGUAGAGCAGCUGAACUAUCUCAGCGUACACAGGACAGCAUUGCUAAGUUGCGCAGUUAUGGCAAAAUUGCGGGUGAGGUGGAUGUUCCACAGCAAAGAAGGAAGUCGCAAUUAAUAAAGGCUCAGCGUCUGAAUAUGCGAAAUAAGAAAAUGUUGGCCUGCCAAGAGCGUCAGUUCUACAGGCAGAUGAGACCCAAAGAGAGAGAGAAGGAUCGAUGUGCGCAUGGAGGCGAUCCUGAGGCUCAAUCAGCAACAGGAGGCAAGGCAGGCCCAAAGCCUGCCAGCAUGGUGGUGAUUGAAAAUGAGGAAGAAAGGUCUGACCGCUUGAGUAAUUCUUCUGGCAAUGAGAGACAACUGUUGAGGCAAAGUUCACUAGAGAGAGGGGAAGUCCAAUCCACACCUGUCUCUCCAGUGAAGGAAUUUCCAUCCACCAGGCAAGAACUGGCCAAUGCUGACCGAAGCAUCCAAGAAAGGACCACAAAUGUUCCAACCUCUGUGGGCAGCUUAUGUUCUUCUGUAGCUAGAAGUAGUAAAAGCCACCCUGUGAUCUUGCCAAGUCCCUCCUCUGUCUCUUGUAAUGAAGAGGUGGCUUUGAAAGAGAGCGAGCCUCAGUUAAGUGCAAACGUCAAAGCCGGCGACGACUUAUUCCUAACACAAAUGGAUCCAGUGGACAUGGAACUGUGUUCGCAAAUAGAAAAUGGCAGUCACCCUACAGGCAUGGAAAUAAACACACCUGAAAGUACUGAGAUAUGCAAGCACACAGGCUGUACUGAAAAGGUGAAUAAAGCAGGAGAGUACUGCAGAAACCAUUCAGAUUGCGACCCACCGGACCAUGUGUUUGCCAAACCUUUUGCAGCCCCCAGGCUUUCCACAACGAAAAUCUUCAGUUCCAGCAAUUCUUCACGAAGCGCCAACCUCACCAAAGACCUAGAGAACGUCCUGAAGCCUUUGGCACCUUUGAAGAGCAAAUCCUAUCCGUUGAAGCCCCCUGACCCUAAGGUGGGCGGUUUGAAGCUCAAAACUCCGACGUUGAGUAGCAUUUUUCGGCCUCAGAAUUCAAACAACACCCCCCAGUUGCAGAACGUGCCAAACAACCAUAUUGUUCAUAAUGGCAGGGUGCCGACCGCUCCCAGAGCUGCUUCCCGGCAUGAAGCUUGGCCGCCUUUUGCACAAGCAAAUGGCGCAAAUGCCCAGCAGAGGGACCACAAAAUCUUUGUCAAAGAGGUUCUGAGGUGGAGCUAUGACAUGUUUGCAAACUUCAGUCUGUUGGGGCCACCGAAUCAUCUCUCUCAGUCUAUUGUGGCCCCUGCCCCAACCAGGUUUCGGGAUUACGAUGACUACUUCAAUACUUUCUUCCCCUUAAUGAUGCUAAACGCCUUUGAAACGGUGGCGCAAGAGUGGCUAGAGAACCAUAAAUCGAAAGAGCAAAAACCUUGCUGCUUGACUUUGCUGAACUUUAGUGCAGACCAGAGCAAAGCAUAUUUUACAGCUAAGGUUUCAGAAAGUGAUUUGGACAAGCAGCAGCAUCCCAAGGAAGAUGACUUGGUCUUUUUAAUAGUCUCUGGAAAGCGAUCCCUCUAUGACGAGGAGGGCGAGGCAGAGUGCCGUCCAGUGCGCCAUGUUGGCCUCGUGGAUCGGUUUAUUCCUCCACCAGUUCGGGAUAUGAAGAAGAAAGAAGAGCAGGCUGUCUGUCACCUGUAUGUUCAGACACAAGGGAACUUGUCGCGCAUUAAUAAGAGCGUCAAGUGUGUGGUGGUCAGCUCUUUGGUGACGAUGAAGCGAAUGUUCAAGGCCCUCCUGCUGCUGAACCGAAGCCCUCUGGUCAACUCCAUUAUCAGCUCAAGUUACUCCGACUUCUCUCCGGCGAGCUUGAACACGGAUGCCGAGAAUUCUAUCAGCCAUAUCAGUUAUAUGCGAGAAUUUAAUGAAGAUCAAAGGAGAGCCAUUGAGAUAGCGUAUGCUCUGGUGACGCAGCAGCCAUCAUUUCCCAAAGUUUGCUUGAUCUACGGACCACCUGGGACUGGGAAAUCUAAGACUAUUCUUGGGCUUCUUUACUGCAUCCUCAAUGAGAGAUCUGGGCAGGAGAAUCCCGUGCAGAGCAUAAACGCCAAGAACAAGCGGAACCGCGUGCUGGUCUGUGCCCCGUCCAAUGCUGCUGUUGACGACCUGAUGAAAAAACUAAUUCUCAUGUUCAAGGAAAAAUGCCAAGACCGGGAUAAACCUCUGGGAAACUGUGGGGACAUCAACCUGGUGAGGCUGGGGCAAGAAAAAUCGAUCAGCAAGGAUGUCCGGAAAUUCAGUCUGAAUGUCCAGGUUGACCACCGAAUGAAGAGAGCCACCCUUGGCAAGGACCAAGACAUCCACAAGCGGAAAGAAGAGCUGGACCGACAGCUGGACGCGCUUUCUCGCCAGCGCGCGCUACACAGAAGUCAAAGUGGACAGAAGGCGUUAAGGAGCGUGGUUAAUUGGACCGAGAAACAACAGUUAGAUGAGGAAACGUGCAGGCUUGCACAGGAGAGACAGCGGCUCGCUGUCCAACUGAAGGAGGUCCGCAAACGGUCACAGGAGCUGAAAGCCAGCAUCAUCCUGGAGUCUCACGUUAUCUGCUGCACACUGAGCACAAGUGGGAGCACCCUGCUGGAAACCGCUUUCCGGCGGCUGGGCCGCGACCCUUUGAGCUGCGUCAUUGUGGAUGAGGCCGUUCAGUCUUGCGAGGUUGAAACUAUCAUCCCGCUCAUUUAUGGCUGCAAAAAGCUUGUCCUGGUUGGAGACCCCAAGCAGCUCCCUCCCACGGUUAAAUCUGUGAAAGCUGAAGAGAAUGGCUACGGCCAGUCUCUGAUGGGCCGGCUGUGUAAAGACCUGGACAGGCAAAUCCAAGAGAAGCUCAUCGACAGACUUCCCAUCCAGCGCUUGAGGACUCAGUACAGGAUGCACCCUGAGAUCUGCCUCUUCCCUUCCAAUUACAUCUAUGACCAUGCCCUGAAGACUGACAGGUGGACAGAAAAGAACCGGUUUUCUUUGGACUGGCCCUUCCAACCUUACCUCCUCUUCGAUGUGUUGGAUGCCCAAGAAGAACGGGAGAGCGACUCCUUUGUUAAUCUCCAGGAAGUGAAGCUGGUGAUGGAGUUAAUGAAGUUAAUUAGGAGCCGAAGGAGGGACAUUGGCUUCCGCAACAUUGGGAUCAUCACCCCAUACAGCGCACAGAAAAGGAAGGUCCUGAGCCAGCUGGAGAAAGAGUUUGGAGAAAAUAGCGUUGGGGAAGUCGACACAGUGGAUGGAUUCCAGGGCCGCGAGAAGGACUGCAUCAUUGUGACCUGCGUCCGAGCAAACACCACGCAAGGAUCCAUUGGGUUUCUGAAGAGCCUGCAGCGCCUGAACGUCACAAUCACCCGAGCCAGAUACAGCCUCUUCAUCCUUGGGCACCUGCAAACGCUAAUGGAAAAUGAAGAUUGGAACGCGUUGAUUCAGGACGCUCAGAAAAGAGGUGCCAUCAUCCAGACCUCCAAUGCCAAGUAUGCCGGUGUUUCCAGCUAUUCAAGCAGCGCAAAGAACAUCCUGAAGAACAUCUUGAAGCCCAUGCCGGUCCAGCAGAGGCUGGAGAGAGCUGCUCAAGGACAGGCAAACGCCGCCACGGCUGCCACUGAGCGGAAUGACGCUCCUGGGCGACAUCCCCGGCAAGCCUUGGCUGGUGCUGGCGCUCCUGCUCAAGGGAACGGCAGGGUGCGGCCUUUGACGGUAUGUCAGGACUCUUCAUCUUCCUCCUCCGCCUCCCCAAAGCCACCCCUUCCUUCACAGGCUAAAUCUGUCCAAGAGAGACCAAAGGACCCGCGGCUGGCCAGGAGACCAGAGUCAUCCACAAAAGGGACUCCUUGCCAGUUGGGCAGCCUCUCUGCCACGAGUGGUCCGGGGAGGGUGUUGCCACAGAGCCCCAAAUCUACUACAGCACAGAGGCAUUGGAGCAAUGCCACACAGCAGCCGGCGUCUAAGAUGGAAACAUUUAGCAUCCCUGUCCUGAAUUUCCAGGCACAGGGCAGUCCUGCCCAAGGUAGACUCCUCAGCGCCCAAGAUCGUGACUGGAGAGUUCCUGUCUCUCGGGGCAGAGGGGAGCACCCCCAGGGCCCCACAGAGUGGAGCAAAGGAAAGGACUCUCGCUCCAGCUGCAGGAGGGCCUCCAAAGAGUUGCGGGAGAGUCGAAAUCCCGAGGCUAAGCGGCGACGGACAAUGGAGUAGCUCUGCAGUUCCCCCCAUGUGCGCAAGAACCUUUUUUAAAUUGCUGCUUGGAUGUUUUACUCCUCAGCCUUUCCCUGGACUUCAAGGUCUGCUCCUGCCCGUAAGAUAAUGCCUUUUUGGUGAUUUUUUUUAAAUAGAGAGUUAGGCGGAUGCUCCCUGCACAAUAGCCAUGAGCUUCCAGAAGUCACGCACUGUAAAUGUUAGGAGCAAUGUAUAUUUGUACAGCAUAAAGAGGUCUUGUUUUUUAGAGCUGAAACAGGCACGGCUGUGGCCAGAGGUAAACCACGUGCCCCCUUAAGUGUUUCGCCCGUGCCUUGCUACACGUAAACACGCUCACCGUGAGAGUUUGGCUCCGUGGUGUCCCAGGUUAGUGAGCCAGCACACCUGGGCGCAAGCGCUUGAACCUCCUCCUGUUGCCACAACUCUUUUUUCCUGCCCUAAAAUGUAACUUGGCAAGUGUGGCAUUGUUUAUUUCUUUGCCCGCAAUUUGAUCCUUUUUUGAUAUUUGAGAAAUGCUGGUUUCUCUCUUUAAAUAUAUAUAAAAAUAUAUCUUUAGGUGAUAAAAGAACAGUGUGGCAUGUACUUGGUCGGCUUUUCUUGUGUUGCAGCAGGGAACUCAGCAGGUUCUUUCUCUCCCUUCAUAAUUCCAGAGUUCCUCAGGUGCCUUGUGUAAAACAUUGGUGCAGUGGUAGGUGUUUAGCAGAAGGUGUGUCCUGCUGCAUGUUUGCACUUUUAAAAAUGGCUCUUGCCACCGACGCCACCACCACCACCAGAAAAAAAAAAUCUGACCUCCAUGUGUGGGUGAAUGUUUUCCCCCCACCCAUAUCUGGCUAGAAGUGCCUCUGGUUUUGUACAGAUGUCUGCAAGUGUAGCAGGUGAGCAUUGCCUCUUGAGUUGGAUGUGCUGUCCCAUUAGCCAGUAUGCCAGGGCACCUUGGGCAGGUGCAGUGUCUCAUUGUGGCCUUCCCCCACAGCCUGGUACCCCUAAAUCUGGCAGGAGGGGCUUUGCCAGAAGAGGCUGUAAUUGAGCCUCCCCCGACCUACAGCCCUCCAGACAUUUUGGCUUACAACUCCCAUCAGCCCCACCCAGCGCGGUGGCCAUAUGAUGCCGAGGCUGAUGGGAGCACGGCCUUGCUGGCUGGGGCUGAUGGGAGUUGUAAUCCAAAAUGUCUGGAGGGCACCAGGUUGGGGAAGGUUGAUGUAAUAGCUGGUUAAUUCUUGGCUUCCUUCACAUGGAACACGAGAACAACCAAGCAAACAAAAAGGCUAUUUUGCAGUGUUGGAGCAACAUUAGCAUUUUUGGUAAAACUCUCUGCUACUUCUGUGUAGUAACCGAAAUGUAAAUAAAUGAAAGUACAUGCACAUUUUUUAAGGAAAAAACCCCUCAAGCAAUCAAAUACAAGUUGUUUUCACGGUA